Diuraphis noxia (Russian wheat aphid) is the source of this 642-nucleotide messenger RNA. Its product is annotated as juvenile hormone esterase-like. NCBI's taxonomy places the organism in Eukaryota, Metazoa, Arthropoda, Insecta, Hemiptera, Aphididae. The record is from RefSeq and is a predicted model, not a curated record.
UAUUUAAUUUUUAACAUGACAUGUUUUUUAACUAAAGAGUUUUUAAUUUUCGUUCAGCUUUACGGCGAUUUCUAUUUUUCCAAAGAAUUUCAUCGCAGUUAUAAACAUUUUCUUCAACGAAAUGUUACGCCAGUUUACUGUUACGAGUUUAAAUUUGAUGGAGAAAUCAAUGUCUUCAAAAAAUUACUUUAUGUUCUGAGGCCAACUUUUGAACCAUUAAAAGGUGCAUGUCACGCUGACGAAUUAAGUUAUUUAUUUUAUGGAAGACUGUUUGGAUUUGUACCCAAGCCAAAUUCACCAGAGUUAAGAAUGUGUAGAAUAUUAAGUAAAUUAUGGACCAAUUUUGCGAAAACUAGUAAUCCUAAUUCGCACGAUUUAAGAUUUGUAUGGAACUUUACUAGGGUUGAAGAACCAAAAUAUUUGUCAUUAGAUGGAGACAAUACACAUAUGAUUGUUGGACUAUUGAACAGUUCCAGGACGCAUUUUUGGGACAAUAUAUUAGAUACUAUUGAAUCCCAACAAAAAUAAAAUUAUAAUUCAUUUUUAUGAUAAUUUGUUAUUUAAAUGUCUGUAAUAUUAACCAAAUAAAUUUUAAAUUAACUCAUUUGACCUUAAUAUUCAUUCAUAAAAUUGCCAAAUUGU